GAAUAAUUAUAGGGCUCUUGCUGACUCCAAUGUUUUUUUCGAUUAUUUUAUUAUAAUACAAUGUUAGAGUGCUAACAGUAACAACACUCUGGUCUGGCAAUGAUAAGAAGAUAACUCUGCUCUCUCUCUUGUUUGUCCGCACUCUCUCUAUCAAAAACCUCUGGUUUUUAGUGAAACACCAAAAGAACUUGGAGAUUCCUCAAAACAAGAUUAUGCUGGUACUUUGUGUUCUGCUGCUGAGUGGGUGUCCAACAGAAAUCUAGAUAAAGGAUUACAUUGUGAUUGUAUUGGUGUUGUCACAAGGAUCGUUUAGCUGAUCUAUCAGAGGAAUUCAAAGGCUUCUGUCAUGAAAGCCAAGGCAUUCUAAUAUCGUUCCAUAUUUUGGUGACUGAUGUUCAGUGAAGUUCUGAAUCGUGAAAGAAAAGAUUACUUGGAUUGUUUCUAAUUUUAUUUAAGGAAUCAGGCAGGCUGGUUAAGAAUUCAAUGCAAGCAUCGAAACAACUCAGAGGUUCGGGCAUGUCCAGCAGAUUUCUCUAUCAACCGAUGCAAGAAGUUGAAGCCUACUGCAAGCCUCAGUCCAGAACUUUAGACCGCCAGAUAUACUCCAGUGGCAGCACCCAAGGAACCCCCUUCACCAUUCCAAACUCCCAUGAGCAAUACUGCACGCUGGAGUCAUCUUCAGCAAAUGGCAGCUAUGCUGCUUACAACUCCCCAUCAACUGUCAGUUUCUCACCAAAUGGAAGCCCAUUGUCACAGCAAGAAUCUCAGUCAUAUUCACUUGAGCCACGUCAUUCCCCUGACAAUGCCAGUGGUUCUCCAUUAAGUGGCUCCUGCAUAACUGAUGAUGCCCAUGAUUUCAGUCACAAGUUGAGAGAAUUAGAAACUGUGAUGUUUGGGCCUGAUUCCGAUAUUAUUGACAGCAUUGAAAAUGCACUUGAGAGUGGGACAAACAUCGAGUCACUGGAAAUGGAUAGCUGGAGACAAAUAAUGGAUGUGAUUUCUAGAGGGGACCUAAAACAAGUCCUUAUUGCCUGUGCAAAAGCAGUGUCAGAUAAUGAUCUGUUAAUGGCACAGUGCUUGAUGGACAAGUUACGCCAGAUGGUCUCAGUUUCUGGUGAACCAAUUCAAAGAUUGGGAGCAUACAUGUUGGAAGGGCUUGUUGCACGCCUGGCCUCCUCAGGGAGUUCCAUCUGCAAAGGUUUAAGAUGCAAAGAACCAGCAAGUGCCGAGAUGCUGUCUUACAUGCACAUUCUUUAUGAGGUUUGUGCCUAUUUCAAAUUUGGGUACAUGUCUGCAAAUGGUGCCAUUGCAGAAGCCAUGAAGGAUGAAAACAGGGUUCAUAUAAUUGAUUUUCAAAUUGGUCAGGGGAGUCAGUGGAUCAGUCUAAUCCAGGCCUUUGCAGCAAGGCCUGGGGGGCCACCCCACAUCCGCAUUACAGGUAUUGAUGAUUCCACAUCAGCAUAUGCCCGUGGAGGAGGACUGAGUAUAGUGGGAAAAAGGCUAUCUAAGCUUGCUGAGUCAUUUAAGGUGCCAUUUGAGUUUCAUGCUGCUGCCAUGUCUGGCUGUGAGGUUCAGAUAGAAAACCUUGGUGUUCGACGUGGGGAGGCUCUAGCAGUGAACUUUGCAUUUGUACUUCACCACAUGCCUGAUGAGAGUGUCAGCACUCAGAAUCACCGGGAUCGGGUGCUGAGGCUAGUUAAAAGCAUGUCUCCAAAGGUGGUCACCCUUGUUGAGCAGGAAUCUAACACGAAUACUGCUGCAUUCUUCCCUCGGUUCAUCGAGACACUAAACUAUUAUACUGCUAUGUUUGAAUCCAUUGAUGUGACCCUUCCAAGAGACCACAAGGAACGGAUCAAUGUGGAACAGCAUUGCCUGGCAAGGGAUGUUGUUAACAUAAUAGCAUGCGAGGGAACUGAGAGGGUGGAAAGACACGAGCUUCUUGGGAAGUGGAGAUCGCGAUUCACAAUGGCUGGGUUUACUCCAUACCCAUUAAGCACCUUGGUGAAUGCCACCAUCAAAACACUGCUAGAGAACUAUUCUGAUAGAUAUAGGCUUCAAGAAAGAGAUGGGGCUCUUUAUCUUGGCUGGAUGAACAGAGAUUUGGUGGCAUCUUGUGCAUGGAAGUGAAAACUGCAUGCUGAUUUCGCUCUCUUUAGGAAAGCGGGCAACUAGCUGAGGUAGAACCGCAAGGGUUCUAAGAGGAAGGCAGUGGUCUCAGCUGUGUACUUGGCUUCUGAAACUCUAAGUUACCCUCUCUUGUUUUUUUCUUUUUUUUUUGAAUCAGUAGCUCAAUGCUUUGAACUUUUUAGCUUUUCCUGGCCUUGGGAGAACCAAGUCUUGGUGCUUUGCGGUUAGAAUAUGUUCACUUUCUCAGAGCAUUAGGUAUUCUGAUUCCGAAGGUUCACCCUCUGGAUCUCUGGCCAUUCUGGUUUCCUAAUGAAAUUGUGGAAUUUUUUUCAA
Molecule: messenger RNA, 2460 nt
Organism: Populus trichocarpa (black cottonwood)
Lineage: Eukaryota; Viridiplantae; Streptophyta; Magnoliopsida; Malpighiales; Salicaceae
Product: scarecrow-like transcription factor PAT1
Exons: 2
Coding region: 484-2127 (547 amino acids)
Biological process (GO): regulation of DNA-templated transcription
Cellular component (GO): nucleus
Molecular function (GO): DNA-binding transcription factor activity; sequence-specific DNA binding
Source: RefSeq, a predicted model, not a curated record